AUGGCAGCAUGCGAGGCAGAGCCCAUGCGCGAUGGCCGCAUCGUGGAUGGCAAGAUCGAUCUGUCCACGGGCCUGUGGGACACAAGCUUGGAAAUGCCUCCUCGCCAGGAUGCCUCGGACGUGGAUGCCCGCGAUGCGAACACCCCCGACAAGUGGAUCAAGCGGCACCCGGCAAUGCUUCGCAACACGGGGAUGCACCCCUUCAAUUCGGAGCCGCCCCUGAAGAAGCUCCAGGAAGCUGGUUGGAUCACCCCGCCCUCGCUCUACGUUGUCCGCAACCAUGGUGCCGUGCCGCAGCUCACAUGGGCCGAGCACAAGCUGAAGAUCACGGGAGUUCCGAAGCCGUGCGAGCUGAGCAUGGAUCAGCUGGCCUCUGGGGAGUGGGGCAACGUGGUGUCAAUCCCAGUGACCUUCAUUUGCGCAGGCAACCGUCGCAAGGAGCAGAACAUGACCAAGAAAACUGUUGGCUUCGACUGGGGUGCCGGUGCUGUGGGCAACUCCGUGUGGACAGGCGUGCGACUGUGUGAUCUUCUGAGGCACCUGGGCAUCACAAGGCCCUCCAAAGAGCAGCGUUUUGUGCACUUCGAGGGUCCCCUGGGCGAGCUGCCGCAGGGUAAGACGGGCUCCUAUGGCACCUCCAUUGACAUCGGUUGGGCCUUAGACCGCGAGCGUGACGUGCUCCUCGCCUUCAAGCAGAACGGCGAGCUCCUCACCCCGGACCAUGGGGCUCCCCUCCGCACGCUACUCCCAGGGUGCAUCGGCGGGCGAAUGAUCAAGUGGCUCACCGCCAUGUGGGUGUCUGACCAGCCGUCUCAGAACCACUACCACUACUUUGACAAUCGCGUGCUGCCGCCCCACGUGGACGCUGACUUGGCCUAUGCGGAAGGCUGGUGGUACAAGCCUGAGUACAUCAUCAACCACAUGAACAUCAACUCUGCCAUGUUCGAGCCGCGCCACAACUCCUACGUGCACAUGGCCCAGACGGACAGGCCAGCCACCAUCAAGGUUUGUGGAUACGCUUAUACGGGCGGCGGUAACAAGAUCAUCCGUGCGGAGAUCUCCCUGGAUUCCGGGAAGUCGUGGGAGAUCACGGACCUGACCCGUCCAGAGGACGACAUCGCUGCGGCACGUGGGACGGACAAGCACUGGUGCUGGUCCUGGUGGGAGACAGAAGUGGACCUGGGGCGCCUGGAGCAAGCUGAAGAAAUCUGCUGCCGCGCCUUUGACUCGAACCAAAACAGUCAGCCGGUCCAGUUGACAUGGACUGUCAUGGGCAUGCUGAACAACCCCAUCUACAGGAUCAAGAUCCACCGCGAGGCGGAUGCAGAGGGCCGGGACAUGAUCUGGUUCGAGCACCCGACUCAAGGUUCCAUGCCCGGAGGCUGGAUGACAGAUGCUGCCGGCAAGUUCGACGGGGCCUUCGCGGCCCCAGCGACGCCCGGCAAGAACGGCGUCCCUCCCCAUCGGCCAGUCGCAGCUGUGUGGAAGGGUGCCCGCGAGGAGGCCGUGGGUGCCGGGGGCGCCAAGAAGAGCGAGAGCGCUGCAGCGCCCGCUGAAGCCGGGAAGUUCGUGAAGUCCACCGCGGAGUGGUUGACCCAGGGCAUCUCCAUGGACGAGGUGAAGAAGCACAAUGAUGAGCAUUCCUGCUGGUUUGACCACCCCGGUGGUGCUUCCUCCAUGCUUCUGGCUGCGGGCAUGGAGGCCACGGAGGAUUUCGAGGCAGUACACUCAUCCCGCGCCUGGGACAUGCUGAAGGACUACUACAUGGGGCCCUUGAGGGAGGAGAGUACCAGCAGUGGCCUGGGCAGCAUGGUGGCCAGCAUCCCUGGUGCAGUGUACGGCUUUGGGCAGACGGUCUUCAGCUCCUGCGCGCUGCGCUCCACCCUUGGGGCCAUCCAGAAUGCUAUCGUCCCACAGGUCUUCCUGAACCCAAAGGAGUCGCAGCACCUUGUGCUCAGUGAGAAGAUCGUGGUUUCCCACGACACACGCAUCUUCCGCUUCGCCCUGCCAUCUCCCUCCAUGCGCCUCGGCCUCCCAACGGGCAUGCACAUGAUCCUCAAGGCGAAGGUGAAGGGCAAGCCUGUGAUGAGGGCCUACACACCCAUGACGGAUGACAGCACUGUGGGCCAUGUGGAUCUGCUGGUGAAAGUCUACUUCAAGGGUGUGCACCCGAAGUUCCCGGAGGGCGGCAUGAUGUCGCAGCACCUGGACUCUAUGAAGAUUGGCGACGCCAUCGAGGUGAAGGGUCCUGUUGGCGAGUUUGUCUACCAAGGUCAUGGCAGCUUCACGUGGCACGGCAAGCCGCGUUGGUGCAAGCAGAUCUCCAUGAUUGCGGGUGGCACAGGCCUCACUCCUUGCUACCAGGUCCUAGCUGCCAUCCUGCGCGACCCCACUGACACGACCCAGGUCCGGCUCCUCUGCGCCAACAAGUCGCCCCAAGACAUCCUUGCCCGUGAAACCCUGGAGAAGCUCGCCGCUGAGAACCCAGACCGGUUCACGCUGAGCUUCACCGUAGAUGACAUCGGUGAGGAGACGACGUGGAAGGGGCAUGUGGGUUUUGUCACCCCGACCAUGACAAAGGCGACGCUCUUCAAGGCAGAGGAAGGCACGAUCUGUGCCAUGUGUGGCCCGCCCGUGAUGUUGGAGAAGGCCUGCCACCCGGCACUCAAGGAGCUGGGCUACCGCACAACCGACAUUUUCGAGUUCUAA
Symbiodinium natans is the source of this 2709-nucleotide messenger RNA. The record is from the annotation of a GenBank genome assembly. Lineage: Eukaryota; Dinophyceae; Suessiales; Symbiodiniaceae.